Molecule: messenger RNA, 1797 nt
Organism: Cylicocyclus nassatus
Lineage: Eukaryota; Metazoa; Nematoda; Chromadorea; Rhabditida; Strongylidae
Source: the annotation of a GenBank genome assembly
AUGAAAGCAUUAUCACGAACUCGAGCACAGUUCGAGCACAUCAAAUUGCAAAAAACUGACGGAUGGGCCGAUCCAUCGUGGAAUGCGCCACAAACGUACUCGUACCAGUCUCCUCCAGUUCAAGAUCCAUUCGUUUUUCAUACGUACAACUCACAUCAGCCGACUACUAUUCCCUACCAACAGCAGCCAUUCACAUUCGAUUUCUCACAUCUUUUCCCGGAUGAGGCAGCAGCGAGAGCUACCGCAUCGGCUUACGCGACUGCUGCGCAAUUCGCGCAGCAGUACAAGGCACAAGUCGCGACCGCUCCGCCCGUAAAUCCCCAAGUGGACCAGGCAAAUUUUGAGAGAUACAGCCAAUACUUGGAUAUAUUGAAAAAUGCUUAUGGUAUACAGCUCCCGGGUGAACUCAAACCCGCCAAGGAGGUUCAGCCUCAGUAUCAGUUGUCAUCGUUCCCGACAGCGGCAGCGACAACGUAUCAAGCCGGCUCAAGUCCUUUUGUGACCACAGCGCCGUCGACGCAGGCGGUUGCGGAGCAUACAGUCUAUACUGCGGCUACCGUGAAGCCACAAUCGCUGUAUCAUGUCUAUCAAACUCCGCAAGUUUCCGUCUCAUUCCAGCAACCGGUCUCUUAUAAAAAUGCAGUUCAAAUCACUCAGCAACAAACUGCCGCAACUCCCCAGCAACAGCAGCACGUAGAUUAUCCAGUCACAGCACAACAGACUUACGGCUCCAUUUACACCCCUCCCACAAUGGCUCCACUUUCUACCACCCAUUCCUACGAGACAGCUCCGCAACCUACCUAUGCCUUCCCACCUCCACAACAGCCACAGCAGCAACAGUACCCACAGAACGUACAGUACCCCAAUCCAGUCCCGCAACCGAAUCCGACGCUUCUACCGCCACAAUCAGCGCAUCAAACUCCUUUCCCUCAACCGGGACCGAUGCAACCUCAGCAACCCCAAGUGCCACCACAGACGGCUUCUCCACAGGUUCCGAACCAUUCUGGGGAAAAUUAUGCUCAGCAGGGUGGUCUCCAUACUCCUACCUAUCAAACUGCUGCCUUUUCCACUUAUGAUGGACAACCAGCGCGUCCAAAACCAACGGUCUACGCUUAUGCAGGACCAGGUCAAACAGUGAAGCCUACUUACAGCACAAACCUUGCGUCGCAGUAUGCCGGUUCAGCUGAGCAAAAUGGAGUUGAGGCGAACUUGGUGGCCGAACAAGAAACUGUCGGAAGUGUUUACGGUGGAGAGAAUCCGAUGGAACCGACACUCUAUACUCCUCACACUCUUCCACAACAGACAAAUCCACCAACGCUGUCUCCGACUCCACCAACAACACGUCCUACGCCCUCAAGGCCUAAGACAACUCGUCCUCGACCUACCGUAUCACCUACAGCGCCACCAGCAAGGCCUUCGCCAAACACGAACAAAAAUACAGAAAUGGCCGUUUCUGUGCAAGCGCUCACAAAACAGAUUCGUCGAUUACCCGCUGUGCUUUAUCUAGACUCUCGAAAAGACGGUAGUGCUGAGUUGGAAAACAUGCUUAGGGAGACCUACGGUCUACCACUUGUAGCAUUCUACGUGGAUAAGAUUGGUAAGCCACAAUUAGCGCAGAAGAAUCUACAACAUCUAACAGCUCAUAAAGGUCUACCGUAUCUCUUCAUCUGCGGCACAUUCAUAGGAAGCGCAGAACAUAUCGAAAACUAUCAUAAGAAUGGUCAGAUCCCACAAUUAGUCGAAUAUGUCUGCGGAGAUGAACGAAAAAAGAACAAAUCGAAGAAAACGUCCUCUUAA